Strongyloides ratti is the source of this 978-nucleotide messenger RNA. RefSeq lists its product as uncharacterized. NCBI's taxonomy places the organism in Eukaryota, Metazoa, Nematoda, Chromadorea, Rhabditida, Strongyloididae. The transcript has 2 exons. The coding region runs from base 1 to 978 and encodes 325 amino acids. The record is from RefSeq and is a predicted model, not a curated record.
AUGUCUCAAUUAAAAUAUCCCACUGAAAUUGAUAAUUGUUUAGAAAAAUUAAGAAAUGAGUGUGAUUAUAUUGAAGAAUUAAUUAAUGAAAAUUAUAUUAAAAAUAAUUAUAUAAAUUAUAAUAAUGAAUGUCCAUAUUGUAUAUAUGAUAAUCAUAUAUUUUCUAAUUCAAGACAAUUACGAUUAUGUGAAAUGAAUGAUAGUAUGUUUCAAAAAAAAGAAAAUAAAAAUAAAAUAAAAUUUGGAAAAGAUUGGAAACCAACUGUUGUUAAACCAUUUAAAUUUAUGCAUAGACCACCAAUUGAAGCAACAUAUUCAAAAAAAUUUUUAAAAAGUUUACUUGAAGAGAAGGAAAGAGAAGAAGAAUUAAGGAUUGCUAAAAGUAGAUAUUUAACACAUAUUUCAAAAAAAAUACCAAAAACAACAUAUCAAAGGGAUCCUUCAAUAAAGAUAGGUGAAUUAAAAAGGAGUAAAAGUUUUGGAAAUUGUGUUGAAAGGCAUACGGCACACAAAUGUGUCAAUCUAGAUUUACCACCAAAAACUGCUCCAUUUAAAGCACGUCCAGUUCCAAUUACCAACUAUAUAGAACCGGAAUAUUUGAAAACACUAAAUGAAAUACGUGAAUCUAGAAAACAUGAUCGUGCUGUUUCAUUACUUCUCUCCUCUAAAAGUCCAUUUAGUUUGGAGGUUCAUGAAGCAAAGUCAAGGAUUCAAAACAAGUUGCGUCAUCAAUUAAGAUGUUUUAAUAAUGAUAAUAAUCUUUCAAAAGGACCAUUAUCACAUUCAUUACCAGAUUUUAAUUUCCUCCAAAAAAAAGAUUAUGAAAAAAGAUGUCGAUUAAAAAAUAUUUUGACACUUCAAUCAACUAUACCUAAACCUUUUCAUUUUCGUAUUGAAGAUAGAUUAAAAAAAAGAAAAAAAUGUUUAACAAAUUCAAUGGGUAAUCUUGUAAAUUCUUCUCCUACUAAUGAUGGAUAA